This is a messenger RNA of Engraulis encrasicolus (European anchovy), 3855 nucleotides long. RefSeq names its product WD repeat domain 17 (gene wdr17). Gene Ontology annotation, molecular function: protein binding. The transcript has 28 exons. Bases 1 to 3855 code for a protein of 1284 amino acids. The record is from RefSeq and is a predicted model, not a curated record. NCBI's taxonomy places the organism in Eukaryota, Metazoa, Chordata, Actinopteri, Clupeiformes, Engraulidae.
AUGUCCCAGGUGAAGCAGGUUGGGUUGCUGGCGGCAGGCUGUCAGCCCUGGAACAAAGACGUGUGCGUCGCCAGCGGAGACAGAUUUGCCUACUGUGCAACACUCGCCAUUUACAUCUACCAACUUGACCACAGAUAUAAUGAAUUCAAGCUACGAGCCAUCAUGUCCGAGCACAAGAAGACCAUCACAGCCAUUUCCUGGUGUCCGCACAACCCGGAGGUGUUUGCGAGUGCCAGUGCAGAUAACCUUCUCAUCAUCUGGAAUGUGGCCGAGCAGAAGGCUGUGGCCCGGCUAGAUAACACCAAAGGUGUUCCCGCAUCUCUGAGCUGGUGCUGGAACGCGAGUGACAGCGUGGCGUUUGUUUCUCACCGAGGCCCCCUGUACAUCUGGGCCAUCUCAGGGCCAGACUCGGGCGUCACCGUCCACAAGGACGCCCACAGUUUCCUCUCCGACAUCUGCCUCUUUCGCUGGCAUCCUGUGAAGAAGGGCAAGGUGGUGUUUGGCCACACGGACGGGAGCCUCUCCAUAUUUCAGCCAGCUUCCAAAAACCAGAAGCAUGUAUUGCGUCCCGAGUCCCUGGAGGGGACGGAUGAGGAGGACCCGGUGACGGCGCUGGAGUGGGACCCGCUCUCCACCGACUACCUGCUGGUGGCCAACCUGCACAACGGCAUCCGGCUGGUGGACUCGGAGUCGCUGUGCUGCAUCACCUCCUUCAGCUUCCCCAGCUCGGCCGCCUCCGUGCAGUGUCUGGCCUGGGUGCCCAGCGCCCCCGGCAUGUUCAUCACGGGGGACUCCCAAGUUGGUGUUUUGAGGAUAUGGAAUGUCUCACGGACAACUCCCUUAGACAACUUCAAGUUAAAGAAAACCGGUUUCCAUGCACUGCAUGUGCUAAACUCCCCUCCACCUAAGAAAACAAUCAACGCAAUAUCACCAACAAAGAACCAUUACACAUCCUCUACCAGUGAAGCAGUGCCUCCCCCCACCCUCUCCCAGAACCAGGCCUUCUCUCUACCCCCCGGACACGCGGUCUGCUGCUUCAUGGAUGGAGGAGUGGGGCUCUAUGACAUGGGGGCCAAGAAGUGGGAUUUCUUGCGCGAUCUGGGUCACGUGGAAACAAUAUUUGACUGCAAGUUCAAGCCAGACGACCCCAACCUUCUGGCUACAGCAUCGUUUGAUGGGACGAUCAAAGUCUGGGACAUAAACACCCUCACCGCUGUUUACACGUCACCAGGCAACGAGGGAGUCGUCUAUUCCCUGUCUUGGGCACCUGGAGAUCUCAAUUGUAUCGCUGGUGCAACCUCAAGAAAUGGAGCUUUCAUUUGGGACGUGAAAAAAGGGAAAAUGAUUACAAGAUUUAAUGAGCAUGGGAAAAAUGGUAUAUUUUGUAUAGCUUGGAGCCACAAAGACUCCAAAAGGAUAGCAACCUGUAGUGGGGAUGGGUUUUGUAUAAUUCGCACCAUUGAUGGGAAAGUCUUGCACAAAUAUAAACAUCCCGCUGCAGUAUUUGGCUGCGACUGGAGUCAAAAUAACAAAGACAUGAUCGCCACGGGCUGCGAGGACAAGAACGUGCGCGUGUACUACCUGGCCACCAGCUCCGACCAGCCUCUGAAAGUCUUCGCGGGGCACACGGCCAAGGUGUUCCACGUGCGCUGGUCCCCGCUGAGGGAGGGCAUCCUCUGCAGCGGCUCCGAUGACGGGACGGUGCGUAUAUGGGACUACACGCAGGACGCCUGCAUCAAUGUGCUGAGCGGGCACACGGCACCUGUGCGGGGUCUCAUGUGGAACCCCGAGGUGCCCUACCUGCUGACCUCGGGCAGCUGGGACUACACCAUACGAGUGUGGGACACCAGAGACGGGACCUGCCUCGACACUGUGUUUGACCACGGGGCUGACGUCUAUGGCCUUACCUGCCACCCAAGUCGGCCGUUCACCAUGGCCUCCUGCUCCAGAGACUCCACAGUCCGUCUGUGGUCUCUCACGCCCCUCAUUACCCCUCUCCUGGUAAACAUACUUACUGAGCACAGCUGGGAUGGCAUCAUUGGGAACACAGAUCGUGCCAUGGUGCCUGAAGCAUCCCCACUCCUGUGUGGGAAGGUGUCCAGGGACAUCAAGCAGGAUCUCGAUAAACUCACUGGUGACCUACGCACCAAGAAGCUGAGGUGGUUCUCAGAAUGUUUUUCUCCUCCAGGCGGCAGCCACAACCUGUGGAACCUGGUGGCGGUGCUGAAUGGGCAGGAUGACAGCCUGCUGCCCCAGAGCUACGGGCAGGGCAUCAUCCACAUCAAGCACCUCACACGCUUCAAAACCUCGGAGGCCCAAGAGCUGACCAUUGUGAAGAUGAGUAAGUUCGGAGGCGGCAUCGGGGCCCCGAGCAAGGAGGAGCGGCUGAAGGGUGCUGCUGAGAUCCACCUGAGGCUGGGCCAGAUCCAGAGAUACUGUGAACUCAUGGUGGAACUGGGAGAGUGGGACAAAGCAUUAUCAGUUGCACCUGGUGUGUCAAUGAAGUACUGGAAAAAACUUAUGCAAAGACGAGCAGACCAACUGAUGCAAGAAGGCAAUGACGAUGUGAUACCCUACUGCGUUGCCACGGGUGACGUGAAGAAGCUGGUCCAUUUCUUCAUGAGCAGAGGCCAGCUGAAAGAGGCCUUACUAGUUGCACAGGGUGCUUGUGAGGGGAAUAUCCAUGUGCCUCAAGCCUCCUCAGCGCACAACAAUGCAAGCACAGACAAUGACGAGACAGAGGCGUAUAAUGGACUUCUACACUGUGUGUGUAGAGAGUUGGCAGAGUGGUAUUUCCAGGAUGGGCGAGCAGCUCUGGCAGCCUGCUGUCAUCUGGCUGUGGACAACACAGAGUCUGCGAUGGCUACUCUGAUCCGUGGUAAUGAGCUGGAGCUGGCGGUGUACGUUGGGACAGUGCUGGGCCAAGUGGCAGCAGAGGCCACACACUACGUUCUAGAACUUCUGGCCAGGAAGUACAUGACCGCCGCGCCAUGGGACUUGGCGUGCCAAUUGCUGCAGAUGAUCCCCGACAACGAAAUAUUGGUGGCCAAGCUGUGUGCCUUCUACCCUGGCAGCAGUGCAGAGAUUGACGAGCUCCAUGAAAAAUGUGGCCUGCCCAGCUUGGAGGAGUGCAGAGACAAGGCACAGUCUGCCGAGAGUGACGGGGACAUAUUCAGCGCUGUGAAGUACCAUUUGUUGAGCCCGGAGCCAGAGAAGGCCUUACCUAUUGGAAUCAACUUUGUGAAAGAACAGCUGGCGGGUUCAGAGUGGACAGUGGACUGUGUAUCCCCUGUGCUAGAUCUACUGGGCUACAUCCGAACAGACACACUCCUCCUUCAAAAAUGUAGCGAGAAUCGCAACGAGUUGCUUAUUUUGUGUGGCUACAUUGGCGGAUUACUUGCCAUCUCCAGACAGUAUUUCAGCAUUGUUCCAGCACUUUAUGAGUAUACAAGUCAGUUGUUGAAGAGAAGAGAGGUUGCAGUGCCCUUACAGAUAGACCAACUCUCAGUAGAACUGGACGCUUGGAGGGCCAGUACACAAAAUGUAGUGAAAGGUCCGGAGGAGGCAGCCUACGGGCCCCCAUCUGAAGCCCAGAAGGAGGAGUACGCCCAGCUGCUCAGCAGGAUCACGCAGCACCCCCCCAUGGGCCUGCAGGGGCCCGACUACGUCACCGGCUCCAACCUGCCCAGCCACUCCGACGUCCAGGUCUCCUGCUUCACCGGGGCCAGGAUACAGGGUCCAGUCUUUUUCCUGGAGGACGGGAAGUCUGCCAUUUCUCUGAACGACGCGCUGAUGUGGGCCAAGGUCAACCCCUUCUCCCCGCUAGGGACCGGCGUACGCCUUAACCCCUUCUGA